This is a messenger RNA of Asterias rubens (European starfish), 2208 nucleotides long. Its product is annotated as NKAP family protein UM04995-like. Bases 158 to 964 code for a protein of 268 amino acids. The transcript has 4 exons. Lineage: Eukaryota; Metazoa; Echinodermata; Asteroidea; Forcipulatida; Asteriidae. The record is from RefSeq and is a predicted model, not a curated record.
UUUGGGUUGUUUAAUUUCUUCUUGACGAAGCUCUCUACCUGAUGUACCUCCUCCUGGCUGUAGAACUUGGAAGUUGCCGACCUAAAAGAGGAAGAAAACUCCACCCAAGACCUGUAUUAGAUUCUGGGAUGAUCGCAGGUGCCGCCCCUGAGGUGACAUGGCGCUGGAGGUGACCAUGGCUGAUGCAACACAACCGGUGGUUGUUGACUCGACGACGUGUGAAGUGACAAGUCAACAGGAGGAACUUGAAAGGCUUGCUGUUGAGGAGCUGGUGAAUGAAGCCAAGAGAGCCAAGGAGAGAUCACAGACGUUAGGAUCUUAUGCAUGGGCAAAGAGAAAGGUCACCACUAACAAGAGGUUCCUCCACAAUACCUUAGUGAGCACACUUCGUGAAUACAGGACGGACACCAGGCCCCAUCGUCGAAGCUUCACUAAAGAUGAUCGAGUCGGUCAGCGGAGCUCAGCAUCAUCAGUCGAUGCCAACGUCACCACCCUGCCCGAUUUGCCUUCCACAACCUUGGACGAGAAAAAGAACAAUUCUGAGACAACAUCGAGAGCAGCCCUACUUGAUCAAGAUAAGAGAGGGAGCCAUGCUCUUAAAGAUGACAAUUUAGAUUUGAAGAAGAACAAUACUGAAAGAACUUCCAGAGCAGCCCUGCUUGAGCGUGAAACGAGCGGGAGGCAUGCCCUUAAAGAUGACAAUUUAGAAUUGAAUAGUCGGGGGAUGUCUAAGGAACUUGGGAGGCCAAGGAACUACCACGAUCACCACAGUUCUGAAAGGAAAGGAAAACAUCUGAAGUCCAGGAGAAGUUCCAGCCCGUCGAGUGAUAAAACUGAUAGACACCGCAGCAAAAGUAGCAAGCAUAAGAAGAAACACAAACGUGAAGACAGGCAUUCUGGGACUGCUAGUCACAGGAAAUCGAAGAAACAUAAAAGGAGUUCUCGUAGGAGUCCAAAUAUCUAAGGUCAAGAUGUCUCCAGAAAACUCAAAGAGAAUGAUACCAAAACAACCUAUUUCAGUAGAAAACUACGUUUUUUAACUUCUUGGUUUGUUUGUGCUGUUCAGUAUAUUGUUAAUAUUAUUUAGAGUUUUUUAUUUAGUGUUUAGAUUGAUCGUCCCCAGGAUACACGGGUAAUAUUUUUGGGGCAAGACUUUUAUAUAUUUAGAUUGACUUUUUGAUAGCAAUGGUUAUGCAGAGCUUAAUAUUCUCCCGAGGUCAGAAAUCUACUACGUGGCAGUAGAAUAGUAGCGAGACAAGAGCUACACAGCAAAGUAUGGUGUUACUGCAAACUUGAAACCUUGCCAUGCAGUGCCUCAAAACCCACAAUGGUAAAUGCCUAACGAUCAAACUAAAAAAAAAAAUCAAAGAGCGGUUUAAUGGUAAACAAAUUCUUCUGCUUGUUUAGCUGAAAAUGUUACUGAAGUACAAGUGCAUGUAACAUGCUAACAAGAACAUAAGCAGUCAGCUUGCAUGUUCACCAUGAAUUUGCAUUCUGACAUUCUAGUUUCACAGAACUGCUAUACACUUCUGCGUAUGGGUAAAAAUCCAAAUAAAUAUUCUUUAUCCCCAUGCAAGUUUAACAUCUCUUAAAUUAUGACAUACAGAACAGGUCAGAAGCUUGGCUUACCUCCUUUUGUACUGACAGUUAACAGCCCCAUGAAAUGGAAACUGCGCAGCGAGCAUAAACUCAGUCAUAUAAGUAGCUCCAUAAAAAUGGCCCCUGGUGACAAUUGAUUUACUCUCGUUGGGAUCAAGACGACAGCAGAAUCGGAGAUGCUAAUAGAUGUAGAGACUGUGACUUCUGGCAUACUUAACUCUGUCACUAAAGAAAAGAUAUAACAUUGUUGAUGCUAAUAGAAUUGCUGCUACUGGGCAUGCUGGACUCUGUGUGUGAGAGGAUACAAGGCAACAUCUAACACUGAUUAUUGUGUAUCCAACAUGCUUUACUUCUUUGAGUAGUAAUAAUAACAUUAUGGGAUUUGAGGCAUUGCAUGGUGAGGUAUCAAUAUAUUGUAUUUGGUUUGCGGUAACACCAUGUAUGUGUCUACUUGACAGGUAGAUUUCGUUUCUUCAGGGAACUGUCUUGCUAUAUAUUCUAGUACAGUGAAGUAGAUUUAUUGUAUGUUGGGAGACUCUAAAGAACAAAAUCUACCUGGUAAGUAGACACACACAUGGGCCCAAUUUCAUAGCGCUGCUAAGCAUACAA